This is a messenger RNA of Python bivittatus (Burmese python), 1026 nucleotides long. Lineage: Eukaryota; Metazoa; Chordata; Lepidosauria; Squamata; Pythonidae. The record is from RefSeq and is a predicted model, not a curated record.
AUGAUGGGUAUGAACGCCAAGCAGCCGUUCAGCAUGCACCCGGCCCUGCAGGAAGCCAAGUACUCUAGCUCGGAGGCGAUGCGCCGCGUGUGCCUCCCAGCCCCGCAGCUCCAGGGCAAUAUAUUUGGAAGCUUUGAUGAGAGUCUGCUGGCCCGGGCUGAAGCCUUGGCGGCUGUGGAUCUGGUCUCCCACGGCAAGAGCCACCCUUUCAAGCCAGACACCACCUACCAUACCAUGAGCAGCGUCCCCUGCACCUCUACUUCGUCGCCCACCGUGCCCAUCUCGGCCCCAGUUCACCAUCACCACCACCACCACCACCACCAUGCCGUGGCUCACCAAGGCCUGGACGGGGAGCUCCUGGAUCACCUCUCGCCCGCGCUGCUGGGAGGGCCCGAGCACGGCGCGGUCAUGGCCGCGCCGAUCCACCCUCAUGCCCAUGCCCACCCCCACCUGGGCGCCGCCAUGGGCCACCUGCAUCAAGCCAUGGCUAGUAUGAGUCAUCCGCCCCCCCCGCCCCCCCACAGCGGGCUGGCCUGCAUUAGCGACGUCGAGUCGGAUCCUCGGGAGCUGGAGGCGUUCGCCGAGCGCUUCAAGCAGAGGCGGAUCAAGCUCGGCGUCACCCAGGCCGACGUGGGCGCGGCGCUGGCCAACCUCAAGAUCCCCGGCGUGGGCUCGCUGAGCCAGAGCACCAUCUGCAGGUUCGAGUCGCUCACGCUCUCUCACAACAAUAUGAUCGCCCUGAAGCCGGUCCUGCAAGCGUGGCUGGAGGAGGCGGAAGCCGCCCACCGGGAGAAGAACGCCAAGCCCGAACUCUUCAACUGCGCCGAGCGGAAGCGCAAGAGGACCUCAAUUGCGGCGCCGGAGAAGCGCUCGCUGGAAGCCUAUUUCGCUAUCCAGCCGCGACCCUCUUCCGAAAAGAUCGCAGCCAUCGCCGAGAAGCUGGACCUGAAAAAAAACGUGGUGAGGGUCUGGUUCUGCAACCAGAGACAGAAGCAGAAGCGCAUGAAGUACUCAGCGGUGCAUUGA